Messenger RNA from Myiozetetes cayanensis, 2887 nucleotides. Its product is annotated as butyrophilin subfamily 1 member A1-like. NCBI's taxonomy places the organism in Eukaryota, Metazoa, Chordata, Aves, Passeriformes, Tyrannidae. The coding region runs from base 33 to 2510 and encodes 825 amino acids. Gene Ontology annotation, molecular function: protein binding. The transcript is spliced from 17 exons. The record is from RefSeq and is a predicted model, not a curated record.
GCCCAUCUCCAGGGUGUGAUCCCGAGAGGAGGAUGCUCUGCAGUUCCCCCAUCCACUGCUCUCUGCCGGCUUUUGUCAUUUACAGUUUAGUUUUCCAAGGUCAUCAGGGGCACUCAGAUCCAUUCCAAGUCACUGGACCCCCCGACCCCAUCACCGUGGCCAAGGGUGAGAACGUGGUGCUGCCCUGCAGCUUCUCCCCAGAGCAGGAUGCACAGGACACGGAGGUGAUCUGGUUUCGGGAGCAGUUCUCGCCCUUUGUGCAUCGCUUCAAGGAGGGCCAGGACCAGUAUGGGGAGCAGAUGCUUCAGUACCAAGGGCGCACUGAGCUGCGGAAGGACGGCCUUGCCAAGGGCAGCGCAGACUUGAAGAUUUUCCGUGUCCAACUCUCUGACACAGGGACUUUCACCUGCUUUGUUCGCCGUGGCUCAGAUUAUGACGAGGCUCAGGUGGAGCUCAAGGUGACAGCCAGAGGCUCUGCCCCGCUCAUCACGCUGGAGCGCUACGAGCACGGGGGGAUCCGCGUGGCCUGUCGCUCAGCCGGCUGGUACCCACGGCCCCAGGUGCUGUGGCACGAUCCCCACGGGCGGCAUCUCCCGUCCCUCUCGGAAAACACUACCCAGGACAAGAAUGGGCUCUUCGCAGCUGAGAGCAGCAUCAUCCUCACCAGGGGUGUGAACCAGGAACUCUCCUGCUCGGUGCAGCACAUCCCGCACAGACCAGAGCAGGAAUCAGCCCUUUACGUGUCAGAUUCCUUUUUCCAAGAUGCCCAUCCUUGGAGGAUUGCCCUGGGCGUGGUCCUGGUUGCUGGGGUUGCUCUCCUUAUUAUCACUGUUUAUCUAUUUAGAAUUAAAGGAAAGCACCAGAAAGAAAUAGAGAGGCAAAAGGAAGCACUGCGGCACCACGAGGCAGAAAUCGGCAGCCCCAGCAAAGAUCUGUCCUGGGGCGAGCUCUGCCCUGAUGUGCUGAUUCCAUCUCUCCUGCAGAGAACGUGGUUCUGGAUCCAGACACAGCCCACUUCACUUCUGCUGCAAAAACUAUUAGUUCUUGUUACAUCUCUAAACCCCAAUAUCACGUUGCAACAAGUGCCCAGACCCUCCUCCUGCAGAAAAGGUGUGCACAGGUUGAUGACCUGUUCUGUCAGGAGCAGGGAAUAUGGUCCCUGUGCACAUCAGGGGGAGAGAAAGGACUGUACUGUACAAGUUGACCAGCCAAACAGAAGAGUGCAAGAGAAAACAGGUGGCAGGCUGGGACAGGGUGAUAACUUUUUUGGUUGUCAGACAGCUCAGCUGGGAUCAGUGGACCCCUCCAACACUCUUGGGGACAGCCAAGUAGCUCCAGCUCCAGCCCAGAGACCAGGAAAGAGCUCAGGGUCUCCAGGUUGUGCUCCUGAGAGGAGGAUGCUCUGCGGUUCCCCCAUCCACUGCUCUCUGCUGGCUUUUGUCAUUUACAGUUUAGUUUUCCAAGGUCAUCAGGGGCACUCAGAUCCAUUCCAAGUCACUGGACCCUCCGACCCCAUCACCGUGGCCAAGGGUGAGAACGUGGUGCUGCCCUGCGGCUUCUCCCCAGAGCAGGAUGCACAGGACACGGAGGUGAUCUGGUUUCGGGAGCAGUUCUCGCCCUUUGUGCAUCGCUUCAAGGAGGGCCAGGACCAGUAUGGGGAGCAGAUGCUUCAGUACCAAGGGCGCACUGAGCUGCGGAAGGACGGCCUUGCCAAGGGCAGCGCAGACUUGAAGAUUUUCCGUGUCCAACUCUCUGACACAGGGACUUUCACCUGCUUUGUUCGCCGUGGCUCAGAUUAUGACGAGGCUCAGGUGGAGCUCAAGGUGACAGUUCCCUUUCUCCGAAGCGUGUAUCCUUGGGUGAUUCCCCUGGUCCUGAUCUCGGUUGCUGUGUUCGCUCUACUUACUCUCACAGUUUAUCUGUGUAAAAUUAAAGAGGAACAAGCCCAGGAACUCGCAUGGAGGAGACACGCAGUGCCGAUAGAAGAAGAGAACGUGGUUCUGGAUCCAGACACAGCCCACUGUGAGCUUGUCGUGUCUGACAGUGGCAAAAGUGUGAAACACGGCGACACACCACAGGACGUCCCUGACACCCCCAAGAGAUUUAACCUGCGGACCUGCGUUCUGGGCCGUGACGGCUUCUCCUCAGGGAGACACUACUGGGAGGUGGAGGUGGAGAAGGAUGCAGGAAGAUGGGGUGUGGGGGUCUCUAGAGAAGAUGGGCAAAGGAAGGGUUGGUUUAGGUUUAUAGCAGAGGAAGGCAUAUGGGCAGUGGGGAAACAGGGACUAUACUUGAAAACUUUCACCUUCCCUGCUCCCACUGAAUCUCCUGAAAUCAAGGCUCCCAGGCGGAUCCGGGUCUCUCUGGAUUAUGAAGAGGGACGGGUGUCAUUUUUCAGUGUUGAUGACGAGACCCCCAUCUUCACAUUUUCACAGGCAUCAUUUGGGGGGAAAAAAGUCUACCCUUGGAUCUGGGUGGAUCCUGGAACAUGUCUGAAAAUAUGGCCCUGAUGAAGAGGAAGGAGUAAGACAAGUCUUUUUUAGAGGACCUGGGAGUUCAGUCUUACAGAAAGAUUGAGGUUGGAAGGAACCUGUGGUGGUUUCUGUGGCAACCAGCUGCUCAGAGCAGGGGUAACCUUGGGGCUGCCUUUAGUGUCCUUGGACCUUGUUCAGCUGAAUGUUGCAGGGUCUCCAAGGGCAGAGGUCUCAUUACCUCUCUGGACCUCUGUCCAACACUGCAUCUCUCUCAAGGGUGAAAACCAACCCUUUCUGGGUGGUCAGAAUUCCUCCAAUCAGGACCCGUGGUUGUUGUGUCUCAUCCUCUCUCUCUCCCUGUUGAACACCAAUUACACUGAAAAGGUGUCCCUGCAACAGGGAUCCCUUUUGAA